Molecule: messenger RNA, 2079 nt
Organism: Nerophis lumbriciformis (worm pipefish)
Lineage: Eukaryota; Metazoa; Chordata; Actinopteri; Syngnathiformes; Syngnathidae
Source: RefSeq, a predicted model, not a curated record
AUGAAAUUUGCCGAGCACCUUUCGUCCCACAUCACUCCAGAGUGGAGAAAACAGUACCUUCAAUAUGAGGCUUUUAAGGACAUGUUGUAUGCAGCACAGGACCAAGCCCCAUCUACAGAAGUCACAGAUGAGGACACCGUGAAGCGAUACUACGCUAAAUUUGAAGAGAGGUUUUUCCAGACAUGUGAGAAGGAGCUGUUGAAAAUCAAUACAUUUUAUUCAGAAAAGCUUGCAGAAGCCCAAAGACGCUUUGCCACUCUGCAGAAUGAGCUGCAAUCUUCGCUGGACGCCCAGCGUGAGAGCAACGCUCCACCCGGCCUACGCAGACGCAAGACCGUAUUUCACCUGUCACAGGAGGAACGUUGCAAGCACCAUAACAUCAAGGAUCUUAAGCUAGCCUUUAGUGAGUUCUACCUGAGCCUCAUCCUGCUGCAGAACUACCAGAAUUUAAACUUCACUGGUUUCCGUAAGAUCCUGAAGAAACAUGACAAGAUCCUGGAUACCUCUCGUGGAGCGGACUGGCGCGUGGCUCACGUGGAGGUGGCGCCAUUCUACACCUGCAAGAAGAUCACGCAGCUCAUCACUGAGACGGAGACACUGGUGACCACCGAGUUGGAGGGAGGAGAUCGUCAGCGGGCCAUGAAGAGGUUACGAGUUCCUCCGCUGGGGGCCGCUCAGCCUGCUUUGGCCUGGACGACCUUCCGCGUGGGUCUUUACUGUGGCAUCUUCAUCAUCCUUGCCAUUGCUUUUGUCCUUACAGUGUUCUUCCGCUAUGAGAAUGUGUGGCCUCUAGUGCGGAUCUACAGAGGUGGUUUUCUCUUGAUCCAAUUUCUGUUCUUGCUGGGCAUCAACACAUACGGUUGGAGACAGGCGGGAGUCAACCAUGUGCUAAUCUUUGAGAUCAAUCCCCGCAACAACCUCUCACACCAGCACCUGUUUGAGAUCGCUGGGUUCCUCGGUGUGUUAUGGUGUCUCAGCAUCCUGUCGUGUCUCUACUCAGAGUACCUAUAUCUCCCCAUGCAAAUCAACCCCCUCGUCCUGUACGGUUUCAUGCUACUCUUUCUCAUCAACCCCUUCAAGACCUGCUACUACAAGUCACGCUUCUGGCUGCUCAAACUGCUGUUCCGAGUGUUCACGGCACCCUUUCACCGAGUGGAGUUUGCAGACUUCUGGCUGGCCGACCAACUCAACUCGCUGGUAGUGGUUCUGAUGGACCUGGAGUACCUCAUCUGCUUCUACAUCUUUGAGCUAAAGUGGGGCAACAGCAAGGGCUUGUUGCCUAAUAUAAAUGGUUCCACAACCUUCGUGUGCCACAGCUACUCGUACGGCCUACGUGCUAUCAUCCAAUGUCUGCCCGCCUGGCUGCGUUUCAUCCAAUGCCUCAGGCGUUACAGAGACACUAAGAGGGCCUUCCCCCACCUGGUGAAUGCUGGCAAAUAUUCCACCACCUUCUUCGUAGUCACCUUCGCCGCGCUCUACGCCACACACAGAGAGCAAGGCCACACCGACGCCGACAUGUUCUUCUACCUGCUGAUCGUCUUCUCCACCAUAAGCUCCUUGUACACACUGAUCUGGGAUUUGCGCAUGGACUGGGGUCUGUUUGACCGAGGAGCUGGAGAAAACACCUUCCUUCGAGAGGAGAUUGUUUACCCACAUAAGGCCUAUUACUACUGUGCCAUCUUAGAAGAUGUGAUCCUGCGUUUUGCCUGGACAAUUUCUCUCUCUCUAACCACCAUGACCAAGAUUCACUCAGUGGGCGACAUUGUGGCCACCGUGCUAGCUCCUCUCGAGGUCUUCAGACGUUUUGUGUGGAACUUCUUCCGCCUGGAGAACGAGCACCUGAACAACUGCGGUGAAUUCCGCGCCGUGCGAGACAUUUCAGUGGCACCGCUCAAUGCCGAUGAUCAGACGCUGUUGGAGCAGAUGAUGGACCAGGAGGACGGUGUCCGCAACCGCUCGGGCAAAAAGACCUGGAAGAGGUCUUACAGUCUCACACUGCGGCGCCCUCUGCUGUCCUCUCAAUCCAAAAAGGACACAAAAGUUCUAAUUGAAGAUACGGAUGAUGAAGCCUUCAGCUAG